GGUUGAGCCGCUAUUUAUCCCUAUAAGGUAAUUGAAGACUAGUUGACUUUCUCAAGCGUAUUUAUCUCAAUCGUAAAACUAAAACUCCCACAAUGACUGUCUUCACCGUUCGCGACAAGAAGGACUCACUCCAAUCUGAUGAUUGGGAAGUCGUCCAUUCACCAUCAAAAAGAAACGGCACUGCGGCACAGACAAGCAAUAAAUCAAUCAGCGCUAUGAAAGAGGAAACACGGCAAUACACCAUUAUCACUACGAGUCUGCUCAUUCCCGGCGCAGGAACUCCCAUCAAGAAUGCAGUACUCGUCAUUGAGGACAAGCUGAUAGCCUGGGUCGGUCGAUUAUCUGAGCUUCCCAAAAAGUUUAGUGAGACUUCGCAUCGCUCCGUAUCAGUGCCGUAUCUCAUGCCUGGACUCUGGGACAGCCAUGUUCAUUUCGCAGCGAUACCUGACGAUGCCACUAGUAAUGCCGCCAUGCUGAUAACACAUCCAGCCGAGCAAGGCGCCCGGCUGGCCAAGGGAUGCUGGCAGUGGCUGCAGUGGGGAUACACUUCAGUGCGCGACAUGGGUGGGUUCGGAUGCGAGGUUGCGCGCGCCAUCGAUGAUGGAAGUAUUGUUGGGCCCAACAUUUAUAGCUCCGGCGGUGGCCUGACCCAGAUCGGCGGACACGGCGAUUACCACGACUUACCGGCAGGCAUGAUCAUGAAAAACAUGAGCGUGGCAAAUAUUCUGCCAGGCCACUACGGCACUGAGUGCUUUACUGUGGCGGAUGGGAUAGAAGAAUGCCGACGGGCAGUACGACUGAACAUCCGCCGUGGUGCGCGAUGUAUCAAAGUCAUAGCGUCCGGCGGAGUCGGGUCGCUCAACGAUGAUGUAUCCUGCGCUCAAUACAGCUCAGAAGAAUUGAGGUGUAUUGUAGAGGAGGCGUCUCGUCAGAAUAUUGCUGUUGGUGCACAUGCACAUGCGAAAGCUGGAAUAGUGGCGGCGGUCAAUGCCGGAGUGACAACCAUUGAGCAUGGAUCCUUUGCGGAUCGAGAGACUUUAGAAGUGAUCAAGAACAAAGGUGUUGUUCUUAUUGCCACAAGAACAAUUACCGAGCUGCUCAUGUCCACUAGGGGCGAAGGACUUCCCCAACAGAUCUGGGAAAAGAUUAACUUGGUGGCAACUGCGAACAGAGACAGCUAUGCUAUGGCUGUCAAAAUGGGUCUUAAAAUUGCGCUAGGCACAGAUCGAACCCCAGGUUUCAGUUCUUCCAAAGAGCUCGAGUAUGCUGUCGAUGCCGGGAUGAGUAAUCUAGAGGCUAUUGAGGCUGCCACUGCUAACGGGCCACUAACUGUUGGAUUAAAAGCUCCAAAAUCGGGCCAGCUAAAAGUGGGCUACGAGGCCGACAUAAUCGGACUCCAGGAGAAUCCAGUCGAUGAUGUCAAGAUCUUACAGAAUAUAGACAAUAUCAAGUGGGUGUGGAAAGCAGGCUUAGCCUUCAAGGGACCGGGAAUCGGGCCAUGGGGAGAAGAACUCUAAAAGUUCGGGCCAAACGGUAGUAGCGAUUUUCCAGAUCCUGCAGUACCGUAACGCGGUGGAUUCCCAAAGUAGGAUGGCAAACAUCACGAUGGGUUGGUGUAUCCGAUGCGCCAUGGGAGAUCUUAGUCACCCUUCAUGGUUCGGCACUCUAACGCUC
This is a messenger RNA of Truncatella angustata, 1674 nucleotides long. RefSeq names its product amidohydrolase. The transcript has 2 exons. The coding region runs from base 93 to 1517 and encodes 474 amino acids. Gene Ontology annotation, molecular function: hydrolase activity, acting on carbon-nitrogen (but not peptide) bonds. NCBI's taxonomy places the organism in Eukaryota, Fungi, Ascomycota, Sordariomycetes, Amphisphaeriales, Sporocadaceae. The record is from RefSeq and is a predicted model, not a curated record.